UUGACAUAUUUCGAGCCAAUCUGUAACUGGUGAAGUAUUUUAAAGGCCUUUGACAGUCACCCUGUAUAAUCUAAGAGAAUGCCGUCUAAAUCAAAAUCUUCGGAUUUACGAGCAAAGGAUGACGCCUCUACAUACUAAAAAAUAGUACUCAACAAAACAUGUAUUUCCUGUUAAAUGACAGCUUGUCAAAACUUGACAUAUUUUUGAAAAUUUUAUCAUAAAAAUAAUAUGACAAGCUUGCCGGGAAAACGAAAUAACUUAUAAUUUAACCACCAUUGUUUACAUUUAAAUUAUGUACAAUAUAUUAUGCGCUCAACAAACCACGACAAACAUUGAUUUUUCUUCCAAAGGAAACGGCUGAUAGGUUCAAGCUUCCGCAUUUCGCCGCUAAGCAGUGAGGUUUUUUAAAUUAUUGAUUUUCCACUACGCCAGAAGGUCCGUAUAACUCCAUUUCUAAAUACAAACAAAUCGUAAGAAAAUGAGUGAAAACAACUGCAAAAUGAACACGUCUCUUAUGUUCGAAGUGCUUUUAUAUUUAAACUCGUAUUAUUUUGGAUUAUUUGCCGUUUGUGAAUUAGGCAUGAAUUUGGUAAAGUACGUUAAUUUUCCGGACUUGUAUCACUUUGAGACAGAUUUUGGGGUGCUUAUGAGUGUUUGCGGGAUAGAAAUAUUAAGAAUCAUUAUUGCCAGUAGAGGAAAUUUAUCAGAUAAUAAAUGGUUAAUAAUAUUGGCGAUUUUACUGACGAUUCCUUCAGUUGUUGGUGUUGUCUAUUUAAUGUUCCUGCAAGGAGAGGUGCUCAGAUUUGAAUACAUAAUUUGUUCUAUACAAUUAGGUCUUUGUGUGAUAGAAAUAAUUACUGGUAUCCUAUGCUUAUUUUCAUGUUGCAAAGCCCCUGAGUAUUAUUAGUUAAGCUGUAAGAACGAUUAUAAGAAAAAAUAUAUAUAUUCUUAGAA
Molecule: messenger RNA, 954 nt
Organism: Anthonomus grandis grandis
Lineage: Eukaryota; Metazoa; Arthropoda; Insecta; Coleoptera; Curculionidae
Product: transmembrane protein 216-like
Exons: 2
Coding region: 479-907 (142 amino acids)
Biological process (GO): non-motile cilium assembly
Cellular component (GO): ciliary transition zone
Source: RefSeq, a predicted model, not a curated record